Molecule: messenger RNA, 2491 nt
Organism: Sinocyclocheilus grahami
Lineage: Eukaryota; Metazoa; Chordata; Actinopteri; Cypriniformes; Cyprinidae
Product: collagen alpha-1(XXVI) chain-like
Exons: 12
Coding region: 142-1206 (354 amino acids)
Molecular function (GO): protein binding
Source: RefSeq, a predicted model, not a curated record
UACUCUAGUCAGUGACUGUCUCUCCUCACCCGUCAUUCAAGUCUCUCAAUAGCUCACUCAGGCGUUUAACACAACUCGUCUGAGCAGGAUAACAUCAGAUAAAGCACAGGGAAUAAGGGAAGAGCUGUUAGACGUCGGACCAUGCGUGAGGGAUUUUGGAAACUUCUUUGUAUUUUCAUGUUUUCCUUUCGAGCUUUUAAAGCUUCCGCAGCUAUUUAUCAGGUUCCAGUGAGACUGCAGCGCACAGUGUCGGAACACAACACUGGAGCAAACACACUCAACAGGAACUGGUGCCAGUACACAGUACAGAAGACCGUUUCAUGCCAGACGCAAAAUGGGACAGAGACUGUUGUGCAGCGGCUGUUUCAGAGUUGCCGAUGGCCUGGACCAUGUCCAAACCUCAUCAGCUACAGAACUCUGGUGAGACCCAUGUACAGAGUGACCUACAGGAAAAUCACUUCUCUGGAAUGGCGAUGCUGUCCAGGAUUCCAUGGAGAAGACUGCAGAGAGGGACCAAGAGGACAACCAGGACCUGCUGGGCUGCCAGGUCCCCCUGGACCUCCUGGACCUUUAGGAAAGAUAGGGUUUUCUGGAAAACCUGGUCCUGUAGGAACUAGAGGACCUCAAGGGUUGCAAGGACCACAAGGUGAAAGAGGCCUUCCUGGGCCACCUGGGCCCACAGGGCACUUCUCCAUCAGGGGAGAUGUUUUCACUCUAACGGCUAAACAACAUGCCCAGUAUGAAGAUAGUGACUUUGCUGCCUAUCGUGACCUGCAGGCUUUUCUUGGUCCUCCUGGACCCUUUGGCCCUCCUGGUCCACCAGGGCCUGCUGGACCACCUGGACACCCAGGUGUUCCAGGGAAAAUUGCUGCCUUAAGCUUUGCAGGCACACCAGGUGACAGGGGACCCAAAGGAGAUCCAGGAGAAAGAGGUCCACCUGGAAUAACAGGAAAGCAAGGACAGCCUGGUGUUCCGGGUCCUAAAGGAGAACCGGGAGAGACUCCAGGAGAUGUGCAGCAGUUGAGGGAAGCUCUGAAGAUUCUGGCCGAGAGGGUUCUCAUUCUAGAGCACAUGCUCGGCAUUCAUGAUACUCUGUUGGACUCCGGUUCUGGAAUAGAUCUCCUGGCGGACUUCAUGCUAACAGGCAGUGCUAAAAAUGUUGCAGCUGCCAGACCCUCCUCUCCUCUUACCUCAGACAGAGAGUAGCCGGACUCUGUUGGGUAUGAAGAGUAAAUAACAAACACUUGUGUCCACAAGGCCUUUAUCUCGUGUCUGUUGCUUUGAAGGACAGAUCCCUAUUUGUUUAUGAGCAUGAUAAGAGUGGCACUGAUCUUUUCUAUUUUAUUUACUUGAGUGUUUUGUUUAAUUGUAAUAUUCUUCUUGUUUUACAUUUUGAUAUCACUAUAUUUACCUGUCGAAAAUGUGUUUUCUUUGCCAUUCAUGACCCGUUUUACUUGCAUUUACUUAAGGGCAGGCCUUUAUUUUAGUCAUUAGGAAAUGAUUGGAUGGUGAAAUGUGGGAACUACUUCCCAGAAUGGAGUCGGACCGAAUGUGAGUUUGCUAAAAUGAUGGCUAGUUAGCUAUUGGUUAGAAGUAUUCAAUAGCCUGUGUGGCAUAAGUGAUGUCAGCAGAAACAAAAAGUUGUUUCGGAGUAAGAGCAAGUUAUGAAAAUCUGAUUUUCAUGUCAACUUGAAGUGUCUAUGUACUGUAGUUCAUUUCUUUUAUUAUAGUAAAAGUGAGGAUGUUGGACGGGCAGGUUAUCUGGCUUAAUUAAUCAACAAAGAUGAUACUUGAUUAUACAAAAAAAAUGUUCAUGACACUAUUCACUUCUAAUUCUAAAACUAAUGUUUUAAUACCACAGUAAUUCAAGCUGAAAAUAAAUGUUUUGUCACAGACUUUACAGAAAACAAAAAAGGCCUAGUUCUUGUCAUUUCCUUUUUGUUUUCUGAUUGAUGACCUAUAAUGACCUUCAUGCACAUAAUUAUAUAUAGCAGUGGCUUUGAAUUAAAACAUUCCUAUCUCAAUACUCACAGCAAACAAAAAAUAGACUAGAACAGAACCUUAAAACCAAAUUCGGCCUUUUGUGUGCAUAGAAAGUGCAACGUCUAGCACAAUAAAUUGUGUUUACACCUCUGCUCACCUGUUCUUAUUCAUAGAGCCUAUCAUUGACUCGCUGAAAACCCAAAAUGGCAGAACACACCAAGGGCUGCUAUUAAUAGGGCUGCAGUGAAUAGCUGGAGAGACAAAAGGCCCUGUUGACCUUGUUCGCAGAGCACCGUUCAACACGCCAGUGUGGCUUUAAGCUUAUUGUUGCGCUUGAGCUUUUGUAAUCCCCUCGGGAGGGAACGAAAUCUUUCCGAAUCUUGGGCUUUUUCUUCUUGUUGUGUUAAGAAAGAAGAAGUGUUUAAAGGUUUCCCACGGUAAUGUUUUUACGGUAUUGAGAUCGAAAUAUUUUGCUUUGACUUUUUGAAAUUAAAUUUUAUGGGAAAAA